This is a messenger RNA of Equus quagga, 680 nucleotides long. It is a transcript of the gene AAMDC, whose product is annotated as adipogenesis associated Mth938 domain containing. NCBI's taxonomy places the organism in Eukaryota, Metazoa, Chordata, Mammalia, Perissodactyla, Equidae. The transcript is spliced from 5 exons. Gene Ontology annotation, biological process: positive regulation of fat cell differentiation. The coding region runs from base 278 to 646 and encodes 122 amino acids. The record is from RefSeq and is a predicted model, not a curated record. Gene Ontology annotation, cellular component: cytoplasm.
GAAGUCUAGCCGAAAGGCCUACUUGGGGCGGGGCGAGUGUGGAGCGCCUGGCCGUGAGGCCAGGAGCAACCGAGGUACGAGGUAAAGCACGGAGCCGUUGGGGAUUGCGACUCGCGGAAAAGCGGGCGUUGGGGUGCGUUGUGGUUCCGGAGCCUGAGCUUUGGAAUUCACCCAGACUGGGGUCCCAGCAGCACCGCUUCAGGACAUUGCGGAGGAUUCUUCAUUUCUUUGGGCCUCUUGUGAAGGAGCAGUGACACUGAGUUCAGUUAAGUUCCAUAUGUCUUCCCCUGAAAUUGCUUCCCUCUCAUGGGGGCAAAUGAAAGUACAAGGCUCUACUAAAACCUAUAAGGACUGCAAAGUGUGGCCAGGGGGAAGUCGGGCUUGGGAUUGGAGAGAAACAGGAACUGAGCAUUCUCCUGGUGUGCAGCCUGCAGAUGUGGAGGAAGUUGUCCAGAAGGGUGUGCAGACCCUUGUGAUUGGCCGAGGGAUGAGUGAGGCCUUGAAGGUGCCUCCAUCAACUGUGGAGUACCUCAAGAAACAAGGCAUUGAUGUGCGAGUCCUCCAGACAGAGCAGGCAGUGAAGGAGUAUAACGCCUUGGUUGCCCAAGGUGUCAGAGUGGGAGGGGUCUUCCAUUCCACCUGCUGAUGGAGCCUUAAGAGAAUAAAUCACUAAGCAGCCA